AUGGUUAGUGAAAUGCAGGAAGUCUACAUACUCAAUUUUCAGUAUCCAUCACGAUCCUAUCGGGGCGGCGGGGGUGACAGAAACGAUUACAACUCACUUCACAGGAGGGAACACCACCACCGACAUCAUCACUCCUCCCAUCGACAUGGGGAGGAUCCAGACGGAAAACUAAGGGGUGGAAACGCACAAUUUAUCCACGGACAAUCAGAUAGUGACUCUACAAUAAUUAGCAGGAAAUCCAUUAAAUCCGAGGAGAGGAUGAAACAAAAAAGACUCGGUCUUGUGCUUUUACUGUUAAUCGGUGCUUUGUUAAUUGCUUUCGGAAUUGGAUUACUUAUAUAUUUUCUUCUGAUGGAAAAUGUCUACAAAGCCAGGAUGAACAUGCCAAUCCUCAACAGACAAUACAAUGAAGCCAUGAGGAAUGUGUCAUCAGCAGAGGCCCAGGCUCUGGCUGUACCCCUCUGUACAGAGAUUGACAAGUACCUGAAAGACAGUCCACUGGCUGGCAAAUACAAGGAAUGUGCUGUCAGACAGAUCAAACAGACAGAAACUUCACCCAUCAUGUGCAAGUGCUCUAGUGGACUAGUGUCCAGCAAGGGAAAGAGAGCCAAGGUUUUUUUUGACCUUGUGUUCAGUGGUCAGAUCACCCGAGAAGAGAUUGAGAAAAUACUGAGAGCACAUGCUGGUUAUGAAGACAAGGACGGUCUGAGAUAUUUCAAGUUUGGGGAGUUUGUCAUUGAUGUCGAUAAAAUACUUAAACCUCCAGUUCUACCAACAAGGGGACCACAUAUUGAUAUCAUAGAUGCCACUCUGACCAAUUUGACAGUGAGUGUGUACAAUCUAACUGAUUGGACCAGUGACCUCAAAAUUAACACCUCCCUAGCCUUCAACUCCUACGCUGUUCCAUUCUGUAGAGAUCUCGACAAGAUUUUUCGGUUAAGUCCACUGAGGGAAAGAUAUUAUGACUGCCAAGUAAAAUCUUUUGGAAAAGACCCCAGAAAUGUGGUUGUCCACUUGAGAUUUAAAGGCAAAGCUUACCAAAACAUGAGGAGUGACAUAUUACAAAUCAUAAUUGACAAUGCAAAGAGGGUCCUGGGCCCUGAGAAUAACGAGCUAAGGAUGAUAGGGAACCUCCUCAUUGAACCUCUGGGAGGGACCUCAAUAGAUGUUCUAAACAUUACUCUCAACCUUGGAGGUACCCCAACCAUUCAGCCCACAAAGACUAUUCCUCCACCUACAGGGGAACAAGUUGUCAUAGCAGAUAUCACAGUUUACUUAUACAAUUUAACUUAUGAUCCGCGACUAGAAGAUGAAAAUUCUGCACUGUUUCACAGGCAUGCUCAUGCAUUCUGUAAAGAUAUUGAGAAAAUUUACAUGUCAUCUUCACUGAAACAUUUCUUUAUUGACUGCAAAAUGUUUGAUUACAUGGCCCCAGAUCCAGGACAUUUAUAUACCAAGGCCAAGUUCAAGCUUCGAUUCCGACAUCCAUCCGUGUUUUCACCAGAACACUUCAAAGGACUCAUCAAAUCCCGGACUCCAGAGUUUGUACAGACAGACCUUCAAGCACUGACCAAACUGUACACCUAUCUGGUGGGUCACGACCUUGUGAUUCUGGAUAAAACCGGAUUUGAUGUGGUCUGGAGUACUGCCGUUACAAUCAUGCCCUCCACACUUUUCUUACCCGCUACUCUACAUAGUUCUCUAGACAUUAUUACUUCAAACGUGUUUGUCAACACUCCAGGAUUGACUAUUUUCCCAUCACACAUUCAUGGCACUUCCACAGUUUAUAAUUUAUAUGAUGCCACGUAUGCUAACAUCACCACAGGACUCUAUGACUUCCAGUACACCUCUGAUCUUGCCAAUAGGAAUUCACCAAAGUUUGCAAGUUUACAGGCUCAUUUCUGUGAUGAUCUUCGACGUUAUGUCGAGAGGACAGCUGUUGGCAAAUUUUUACAGGACUGUAAAAUUGAUGAAUUCACGAAUUUCCCAACAAAUGUAAAGUUCCACCUCCUCUUUAACACACCUAUUGGAUCCUAUGUGAUGGAGAAUAUUACCCACGUUCUCAAGGACAUGGCCCCUCACCGACUGAAGGACGGCUUUGAGGUGGUGGAUGUAGGAGAUCUUGGUCUGAUCUGGAAUCGGUACCACAUUGAUAUGAAGGUCACUAACUACACUGUACAUACAGCCACUGAUGUAGCCCACACAGGAACCGUGGACUUCCCCAGCACUCUGGGACCUGGCAAAAUUAUGUAUUCUGCCACAGAGGUGAGGUUUACAUGUGAUCUGUACAACCAGAGCAUCCCUAUAGAGUUCUCCGACAGAACCAACUACCUGUUCAAACAACAACAGGACCUCUUCUGUAAAGAUGUGAAAAAAAGUUAUACAGACAGUGUUUUGCAUCCACACUUUUUGGAAUGCUAUAUUAAGGACUUCAAAUAUGUAACACCAAGGAAGGUUCAGUUUGGACUUUAUUUUGCCCACACAAUGACAAAUGGCCUUCAAAGCAAUGCUGUCAACAUUCUAGAAAGUAAAUCUACAAACAAAAAGAUUGGCAGUAAAACUUACGUAGAUCUUGGGAAGCUGUUUUUAGAGACAGGAACCUGUGUCAUUCAGAUGAAACCUGUAAACUGGACUCACGAAAUGGAGCAUACUUACCACCCCAUUCAUACUGCCACCCCCACCCUGCCAGUGGGACCCUCAUUUGAAAUUGACCACUGUAUGCGGUACCCUUGUCAACACGGGGGCACCUGUCUGAAGUCAAUAUCUGGCUGGUAUAACUGUGUGUGUCCUCCUGGGUACUCAGGUCCUAACUGUGAAGUCAAUAUCAAUGAAUGUAACAUGAACAUGUGUAUGAAUGGUGGAACAUGUGUGGACACCAUCGGAAGCUACUACUGUAAAUGUGAUGCAGGAUGGGAGGGAGUCCACUGUGAAAUCAAUAAGAAUGAGUGUGAUGUCCAGAACAUUUGUCUGUACGGCGGUACAUGUGUAGACACACCAGGCUCCUACUUCUGUAUGUGUGUGGAAGGAAGAACAGGCAAAAACUGUGAACAUGAUAUUGAUGAGUGUUUACAGGAGAAUAUUUGCCAGAAUGGGGGCACCUGCUUCAACAGACCUGGCUCUUUCUACUGUAGCUGUGCUCCUGGCUGGACAGGAACAUUAUGUGAGACUGAUAUUGAUGAAUGUAAAAACAAUAUUUGUCAACAUGAGGGCACCUGCUUGAACACCCCAGGGUCUUAUCGCUGUCUAUGUCCAACAGGGUGGACAGGAAAAUACUGCGAAAGAGAUAUACAUGAAUGUCUUGAGUAUAAUGUUUGUUCUAAUGGAGGAACUUGUCGUAAUCUGAUGGGUGGAUACAUCUGUACAUGUCCUCCUGGGUGGACAGGAGAUAAUUGCACUCUGGAUGUUAAGGAAUGUCUGACCAAUCCUUGUAAAAACUCGCUGGGUUGUAUCGAGUUGGAGGGCUCAUACAAGUGUGAAUGUCCCCCUGGAUAUACGGGACAGAACUGUGAUAUUAAUAUUAAUGAAUGUUUAACAAUGGACUUGCCCUGCUCGGGACACGGAGACUGUAUAGACACGAUGGGUUCCUACCGGUGUAUCUGUAACCCAGGGUGGACGGGCAUUCAAUGUGACAUUGACAUACCUGAGUGUAGCCUUUUGAAGCCCUGUAAACACAAUUCCACCUGUAUAGAGAUGGACGGUGGCUACAGGUGUAAGUGCUUACCUGGAUUCAGGGGCAAGCACUGUGAAGGAGAUGAGUUUGAGUGUACCAGUAAUCCUUGUCUGAAUGGAGCCACCUGUAUGGAGACCUUUGGGUCCUUUUACUGUAGCUGUCCCCCUGGAUGGACUGGACCCCUCUGUGGGAAGGACUUUGAUGAGUGUGUUAAUGACCCCUGUAGGAACGCUGCAUCAUGUUUGAACACACCAGGAAGUUACCAGUGUAUUUGCAUCAAUGGAUGGUCAGGAAUUCACUGUGAAAUUGUUGAUGAUUGGUGUAUAAGUGCCCCAUGUUUAAAUAAUGGAAUAUGCUCGAACAGUGUUGGUCGGUAUGAUUGCACAUGUCCUCCAAACUGGCAAGGACCGGAGUGUCAAAUAGAUAUUGAUGAAUGUUUGAAGAAUCCAUGCUUGAACAAUGGAACAUGUCUGAAUACACCUGGUUCAUUUGUUUGUCAGUGCACAGCAGGAUGGGAAGGAAACAUUUGUGAAAGAGACAUAAAUGAAUGUCCCAGCUUCCCUUGUGAAAAUAAGGGAGUAUGUACCAAUACACUGGGGUCUUAUAUUUGUAAAUGUCCCAAAGGAUGGACAGGUCCUAGAUGCAGAAUAGAUGUGGAUGAGUGUAUGCAGAGGCCCUGUGAGAAUGGAGGGUCAUGUAUUAACCUGCCAGGGAGCUAUGAAUGCAUUUGUCCCCGUGGAUUUUCAGGACCCCACUGUAAGAUAGAGCACAAUGAAUGCCUCAACAACCCCUGCCAGAAUGGUGGAACGUGUUUCAAUACUCCUGGAUCUUAUUACUGUAGCUGUAAAAGUGGAUGGACAGGUCCAAACUGCACUCUAGAUGUGGAUGAGUGUCAGUUUGAGAGAGCUGUGUGUAUGUUUGGGGGAACUUGUAUCAACACAAUUGGGUCAUUCACGUGUGUGUGUCCUCCAGGUCGAUCAGGACCCACGUGUGUCAUUGACAUAGAUGAAUGUUUGAUGGCCAAUCCCUGCGGCAAUGGAGGUCAGUGUAUCAACACUGAUGGUUCGUACAAGUGUCUUUGUACCCCAGGAUGGACGGGCAUCAACUGUACUGAAGAUGACAAUGAGUGUAAGGGAUACCCAUGUAGAAACAAGGGAACUUGUGUGAACACAGUGGGGUCCUUUAAGUGUAUGUGUCCACCACAAUGGACUGGACCUAUAUGUGACUUUGAUGUAAAUGAAUGCCUAAACGUGAGCAUCUGCCGCAAUGGAGGGGAAUGUAUUAACAAGGUUGGAUCCUACAUUUGCUCUUGUCGAGAGGGUUGGACAGGCCAGCAUUGUCACAUAGAUUAUAAUGAAUGUGCAAAAGACAGAAACCCUUGUCUGAAUGGUGCAACAUGUGACAAUCGAAAUGGAACGUUUAUCUGUAUAUGUCCUAAAGGAUGGAGAGGGGUACACUGUGAUAUAGACAUCAAUGAGUGUGAGACUUUGGUCACCCCUUGUCAGUUUGGAGGCACCUGUAAUAACAUUGAUGGAUCUUAUUACUGUAUCUGUCCCCCAGGAAGGGGAGGUGACUACUGUGAAAUUAACAUCCAGGAAUGUCUGACAAACCCAUGCAUGAAUGGAGGAAGAUGUAUAGAUUUGGAGGAUGGAUUUCGCUGUGAAUGCUCACAGGCUUACACAGGGGAGUAUUGUCAGAAUGACGCUAAUGAAUGCGAGAGAGCUAACCCUUGCCAACACGAGGGGACAUGUGUUAACACCCACGGCUCCUACAGAUGUCGCUGUAAGGAGGGAUGGAAGGGACACAACUGUGAAAUUGACAUUAAUGAAUGUUUGAUAUCCAACCCCUGUCUACAUGGAGGCACCUGCUUCAAUACAAUGGGUUCAUUCAGGUGUAAUUGUCCCCCUAACUGGACAGGACAGAGAUGUGAGAUAGAUGUGGAUGAGUGUUCCAACAGCUUCCCCCCUUGUCUUCAUGGCGGUACCUGUAUUAACAUUGAAGGGGGAUACACUUGUCAGUGUCCUAUUGGCUGGAUGGGAAAGAAUUGUGAAAAAGAUGUGAAUGAGUGUUAUACAAUGCAGCCAUGUAGAAAUGGUGGGACCUGUCAGAAUAUUGAUGGUUCCUAUCUCUGUCAAUGUAAGGAAGGCUGGACUGGCCCUGACUGUACAACAGAUGUAGAUGAAUGUUUGAGAAAUCCGUGUAUGUACAAUGGCACGUGUCUGAAUACUCGGGGAUCUUACAUGUGUACCUGUCCACGAGAACGAACAGGACAUAACUGUAUGGACGAUGUGGAUGAGUGUGUUCUCUUUUCGCCGUGUAAACACGGGGGCACCUGUCUUAACAUCAAUGGGGGAUACACCUGUAUGUGUAAGGAUGGCUGGACAGGCACCAACUGUGAAAUGGAUAUUGAUGAAUGCUUGCGGAACCCAUGCUUCAAUAAUGGAAGUUGUAUCAACUCUUACGGGUCGUUUUAUUGUCGUUGUCCGAGAGGAUGGACUGGGCCAUACUGUCUGGAGGAUUUCAAUGAGUGUUUACAAAUGUCCUGUGCCAAUGGAGGUACAUGCAUCAACAUUCAAGGCUCAUAUCAGUGCAGGUGUCCUAAUGGUUGGACAGGAAAGAACUGUGAAAUAGAUGAGGAUGAGUGCAAGAGAAAUCCUUGUUUAAAUGGAGCGACUUGUUACAACACAGUGGGAUCCUUCUCGUGUGUCUGUCCUGAUGGAUUUGUUGGCCAGAUGUGUGGAAAUGACACCAAUGAAUGUCUGCAGUUCCCAGGAAUCUGUAAAAAUGGGGGCACCUGUUUCAACACAGAGGGAUCCUACAAAUGUGAUUGUCCCCCUGGGUGGAGGGGCAAAAACUGUGGAAUAGAUGUGAAUGAAUGCAUAACCAUGAAUCUGUGUGCAAAUGGUGCCACUUGUAUCAACACAGAUGGUUCCUACAAGUGCAGGUGUCCUCCAGGAUUCGAAGGACCCCUCUGUGAAAAGGAUAUAAAUGAAUGUUUGAACAAUCCUUGUAUGCAUGGAGCCAACUGCAUCAACACACCUGGUGGCUAUACCUGUAAUUGUAAAGAAGGAUGGACGGGACUCAACUGUGCUAAUGAUACUGAUGAAUGCUUGAAUUUCCCAUGUUUACAUGGGUCAACCUGUAACAAUACUCUAGGUGGAUUUGAGUGUAUCUGUGCCAAAGGCUGGGAAGGACCAUUCUGUUCAGUUGAUAUCCAUUACUGCCUGGAUGCUCAGUUCUGCCAUGGACAUGGACAUUGCAUCAGUAUGCCAGGAUACGACAUCUGUGAUUGUGAGCCAGGCUGGAUGGGACCACAUUGUGAAUUAAAUAAGAAUGAGUGUGUAGAGAUGGUGGAUGUCUGUAAGAAUGGAGCCACCUGUACAGAUUUAAUGGGUAGCUAUAACUGUACCUGUCUACCAGGAUUCAAGGGAGAGCACUGUGACAUUGAGCAGUCCUGUUUACACACUCCAUGUCUGAAUGAUGGACAGUGUAUCUCAAGGAAUGGAAUCUAUUUCUGUAAAUGUACAGAUCUCUGGACAGGAGAAUAUUGUGACACUCCUGUGAAUAUUUGCACGGAGAAUCCUGACAUUUGCCACAAUGGGGGCACCUGUAAUUACCUUCGUGGUGCCUAUGAAUGUAUCUGUCCCCCAGGCUUCACUGGCAAACACUGCACAGAAAAUGUCAAUGAGUGUAAAGCUGAUGUGUACCCCUGCUUUAAUGGAGGAACCUGCUUUGAUCUGUAUGGAAGUUAUGAAUGUUUCUGUGCAAAGGGAUGGAGUGGGCCACAAUGUAACAAUGACACCAAUGAAUGUGACAGCAAUCCCUGUUUAAAUAAUGGCAAGUGUAUCAACACAGAAGGAGGAUACCUUUGUGAGUGUACACCAGGAUGGAUGGGAAAUCAAUGUCAGAGGAACAAAAAUGAAUGCCUUAACUUCCCUUGUCUGCAUGGUGGAACGUGUAGAGACACGAUAGGUUCAUUCAGAUGCAAGUGCAAAAUGGGCUGGACCGGAGAUAUUUGUCAAGAUGAUGUUAACGAAUGUCUUAACAACCCAUGCAUUCACGGUGGCAUUUGUAAGAACACCAAUGGCUCCUAUAUAUGUGAAUGCCCAGAACAGUACACAGGCAAAAACUGUGAAUUAGACCUAGAUGAGUGCCGAAUGAUUCGAUGUCAGAAUAACGCGACAUGUCAAAACUUGGAUGGAUCAUAUCGCUGUGUGUGCAGGGAUGGAUUUGAAGGAAAAUACUGCGAAAAAGAUAUCAAUGAAUGUCUGACCCUUAGCCCCUGCUUACAUGGAGGUACCUGUGUCAAUUUGAUGGGUGGAUACAGAUGUGAAUGUCCAGAGGGCUGGAUUGGAAAGGAUUGCAACAGAGACAAGGACGAGUGCAUGUACUUCCCAUGUAAACACGGUGGUACCUGUAUGAAUAAUGACGGGUCAUUCCAGUGUAUAUGUCCUCCUGGAUUCACCGGACCAACUUGUGAGCUAGAUCGAAAUGAAUGUGAAAAAAAUCCAUGUCAGAACAACGGAACAUGUAGGAAUACCCACGGCUCAUUUUACUGUGAGUGUAGUUAUGGGUGGCAGGGACCCUUGUGCUCUGAAGAUGUUAAUGAGUGUAACCUGAAUCCGUGUUUAUAUGGUGGGACCUGUAUCAAUACGCCUGGUUCCUAUGUCUGUCAAUGUAAACCAGGACGCACAGGAAAAGACUGUAGAAAUGACACCAAUGAAUGUGAGAGAAACCCAUGCCAGAAUGGAGGAACUUGUAUAAAUACAGAUGGUUCAUACACUUGCAGAUGCACACAGUACUGGCAAGGAGAAAACUGUCAAAUAGAUGUAAAUGAGUGCCUCCUAGCUUACAGUGUCUGUGAACAUGGUGGACAGUGUAUCAAUCUGGCUGGAAACUACACCUGUAAUUGUCCAGCAGGGUGGACGGGGCAUGGCUGUCGUAUAGAUAUAAAUGAGUGUUUGAUGAACCCAUGUAUGAACAAUGCGACCUGUGUUAACACUGACGGUUCCUUUAUCUGUCGAUGUCCCCCGGGCUGGAUGGGACCCACCUGUAGUGAGGAUGUAAAUGAAUGUCCUAUGUUCCUCUGUAAAAAUGGGGCCUCCUGUCAGAAUACCCUGGGAAGUUUUGUGUGUCAGUGUCUUCUGGGCUGGGAGGGACCACUCUGUGAUAUUGAUAUCAAUGAGUGUCUAAGAAAUCCUUGUCUCCAUGGUGGCCGAUGUAUCAACAGCCCCGGUUCCUUUUCCUGUCAGUGUAGUGAAGGGUGGAUGGGAGCUCUCUGUGAUGAAGAUGUAAAUGAAUGCUUGCAGUUCCCUUGUCGAAAUGGAGGAACUUGUAAAAACCUUGAUGGGUCUUUUGAGUGCAUCUGUCCUCAGGGUUAUUCUGGAAAACUGUGUACAGGAGAUGUGAAUGAAUGUCUGUCCAAUCCCUGUAAGAAUGGAGCUAGGUGUAUAGACACCCCAGGAUCCUUCCAGUGUAUCUGUCCACCUCACUGGGAAGGUCCCCUCUGUGACAAAGACAAGAAUGAAUGCCUGAAUCCUAAUGCUUGUCUUAAUGGAGGAACUUGUAUCAACAUCAAUGGGGGAUAUCAGUGUAAAUGUCCCCCUGGCUUCACAGGAGAAUACUGCACUAUGGAUAUCAAUGAGUGUAUUGAGUUUGUGGGAAUUUGUCAGAACGGAGGAUUCUGUAUUAACACACUCGGCGGCUACACAUGUAGAUGUACAGAACAUUGGGAGGGGGUGAACUGUACCAUUGAUAUUGACGAGUGUAAAAUGCAGGUGUGCCAAAAUGGUGCUACCUGUAUCAACACACCUGGAGGUUUUAGAUGUGAAUGUCCUCCAGGGUGGAGAGGGGAUAUGUGUGAACAAGAUAUGAACGAGUGCCUGAAUGCCACCCUGUGUCAGAACAAUGCUCUCUGUAUCAACACACAAGGGUCUUUCACAUGCCAGUGUCAGGUCGGAUGGGAGGGGAAAUAUUGUCACAUUGAUAUUAAUGAAUGUUUGAUUGAUAAUCCUUGUCUGAAUGAUGCUAUUUGUGAGAACACGCCAGGAUCCUACAUUUGUAAAUGUAAACCAGGCUUUGAAGGCAACCUUUGUCAAUACAACCAUGAUGAGUGUAAAAGUAACCCCUGUAAGUUUGGAGGGACCUGUAUUGACACUGUGGGCUCGUACAUCUGUCAGUGUCCCCCAGGGAGAUCAGGCAGAAACUGUGAUAAUGAUACAGACGAGUGUCUAAACAACCCGUGUCUGAACGGAGGGACCUGUGAGAACCUGGUGGGAAGCUUUAAGUGCACAUGUCCUCCAGGAUUUACAGGAGAGAGAUGUGAAAGCAACAUCAAUGAGUGUGUUUUAUACAGACCUUGUAAGAAUGGGGCCACAUGUUAUGAUAGUUUUGGAUCGUAUUCAUGCAGUUGUGCACCAGGAUGGACAGGAAAGAAUUGUGAUACAGAGAUCAAUGAGUGUCUUCUUAUCCGACCCUGUCAGAAUGGAGCGGAGUGUGUCAACACACCGGGGUCUUACAAGUGUAUCUGUCCCCCAGGCUGGACGGGCACAAACUGUGAAAUUGACAUCAAUGAAUGUUAUGACAGACCAUGUAAAAAUGGGGCUCAGUGUAUCAACAACCAGGGCUCAUUUACAUGCAUCUGUCCUCCUGAUUUCACUGGUCCUCUUUGUGAAACAGCCAUCAUAACAGGAUUUAAAUUCCGAUCCAUUGCCAGGAAUUUAACCUUCACCCCAGGUUUACUUGACAACAGAACAUAUGAAUUCAGAGCCCAUGCAGAUCUGUUCUGUGCAGAUAUUGAUAGAAUUAUAAGAAAAUAUCCCAAUGCAUUUGCUGACUACAAGGAAUGCCGAGUUGUGGCCUAUGGUAACAACCCCACCUCUUUAAACUGGGAACUAAUCUUUACUGGUGACCAGCCCUCACUAAGUGAGAAACAGAUCUUGGACAUUAUCUACAAAGACUUGCCUCAUUACUACUACAAGGACUCAGAGGGGGUGGUCAUUGGAGAUAUCUUUGUUCACAUCAAUGAUUACGCCACAACCAAACUGCCCAUGGACUUACAGAUCUUAAACCUGACCUGGUCAGAUGAGCUGAGGAACCCCAACUCCUUCAUGUUCAAAGAAUACUCAGCUGACCUUUGUAAAGAUUUGGAAAGAUUAGUUGGCACCUUUGGUGUUGACCUGCCUAAGUUAGUGGGAUGUGAAGUUAAACAGUAUGGAAAUAAUCCAACCAGAGUGUACUUUGACCUGACCUUUGAGGGAACCCAUUUCACUCCCGAGCUACAACAGAAGUUCUUCCAGCUGAUGAAGGAGCAACCUCUACAGAGAUACAAGAAUUUCCUGGGUUACCUGCUGGGACAGUUCCUGAUAUUCUCCGAGUAUUACACUGACUACACCACGGUUCCGCUGACAUUCCGCGUCCUCAAUUUGACAUACACCACGGAUCUGAUGGACAAAAACUCAGCCAGAUACAAACAGCAUGCAAUGCUGUUCUGUCAAGAUAUUGACAAAUUGAUGAGAUCACACAAAAGAAUUUUCCCAACAUAUGAAGGCUGUGAAGUUGUUCAGUUUGGUAACAAUCCAACAACCAUAUCAGUUGACCUUCAGUUUGGUGGCCUAGUAAAUAUCGGCGAAUACAAAGAUCUAGUUUCAGGCAUUAUAUUUGAGGAUGCUCCAAGAUAUAGGUACCUGAACAAUCUAGGACAUCUCGUGGGCGAUCUGUUGGUGUUCUAUGACAGCUGGGAGUACAUCUUGCAUGAUGCUUGGCUAUCCAACAUGACCUACUUCAUCCAUGAGUUUUCCUACAACCCUCAAUAUGCAGAUGCUAAUUCAGCCCUCUAUAAGGACUUUGAGAAUUUGUUCUGUGGUGAUAUUGACAAUUUCUUCAAAAAUAGCCAACUCUCUGAUAGAUUCUACAGAUGUUUCUUCACAAAAAUAGGAGACACACCUGUGCACACCUUGACCUUUAAUGUGAUAUUUAACGGCACUGAGGAGAUUCCAAAGGAAGUUAUCCAGGACAUCAUCAGCAAACGAGCUGACCACUUCAAUGUUGAGAAUAAGGACAUGAUGUUCAUUGGUCAGCAACUGGUCUACCUGGGAGGAGAAAUGGAGAACUUCCCCAUCAAUAUCUCCAACUAUCUGAUACAGGACUACGUACUGACCACUGAAAGUCCAGUGAAUACAAUCAUCAAUGCCUCCUUUGUGUUGUUGAACUUGACCUGGACUCCGGAUUUAGCCAACCCCCAGUCAGCAGCCUUUAAAGCUAUUGCUGAUCCAUUCUGUCAAUAUUUGACCAACUUGUAUGUUGGAAGAGACAGAUUCAGGGACAUUUAUGAAAAAUGUGAAGUGGCUUCUAUCACGACAGAUGGGGCAAGAGAGAAAAUCAAUUUUGUGCUACAGUUCAAAGGUCAACAAGAUCAGACUUUGCAGGAGUACAUCUUUGGUAUUCUGAUAGAAAUUGCACCACGUACCACGGUCAAUGGUCAGAUCUCCAUUGUGGUGGGUCCUCUAGCGGUGUAUGAACAGUCCCUAGCUAUAGAGCAAGCCACGGUGGCGGUGGUCACCACAGCACUUCCUAUUGGAAACAUGAGAGCUGGCAAGACAUCCAUGAAACCAGAAAAAUUUUGUGAAGGGGAGAAAACCCAGGGCGAGGUGUUCUAUAAGACAGACAAAUGCUAUGAGUUUAUUGUGUCAUUCUUACCCACCAAUCCAAUCCAACAGACCACCACUCCUCUGGUCACCACCACUAUCCCCCGCCCCACAGCACCGGCCUCUACAGACCCCUGUAAACCUAACAGACACAACGAAUACCUCCCUGUCCCUGGGGAUUGCCGCAUGGAGAUCUUGUCAGACGACAAUGCUUCGGAAUCCCGCUUUCCUCUGAAGAAACCUUUGCCCCCAAUAGGUGUAGGAGGGAAUAAUGACGACAUUGAACUCCCAAACUCGGACUCAGAAAGUCAAGACGAACAAAUUAAUUCUAAAGACGACGACGACGACAAAUCCACUGUGUCAAAUGCUUCAUCUACAGCCAAACAAGGUAGUGGUAAAACUCGGCCAGCAGUAUUAAGAGGAUUCCGAAGAGAAGCUCCAGAACCCGAAUCAGGCACUGACAAGAGCUCAGGGGACGGCACACCCACAGGAAGAAAGUCCAGGUCUAGGAAGAAAGACAUCAUGAAAAGAAAAACCUAUGAUGGCCGAGAAGUUACGUUUAUAACAGAGAAUACCCAGACAGAUUGGGACUGGCUAGAGGAAGCAGAGAAAUCUGGAACAGCCCGUCUUCUGGGACCUCGAGAUAGUUUACUUUCUUUGCACGAAGAAGAUGGCCUCUCUCCUAGAGCAGGUAAGAAGGAGGAGUCUAAGACAGACAUCCCCACCGUACAGGAGGAGUCCUCAGCCCCCUCACCUUACCCAAUCAACGACGAGUUUGGGGUCCCAAUGUUAGAACUCAGUAGUGACUCAGAUACGAGUUCUGAUGAGGAAGAAUAUACAGGAAAGAAAGUGCAGGAUGAUCGCACUUUCAUGCCUAGUAUCGGUCCACCGCAAAUCCUGCAGUAUAACAAGGAAUCUGAGAAAAAGGUCAUCGAGGUCAGUGACCCCUCUGAGCGCACUCAAGAGGAAGAGGCUGAAGUAGAUGAGCAUGGCCGUGUCGUGGGAAUGUUCGGAGGAACUUGUGAAUUCUGUGGUCAUGCUGUCCAGCCUUGGCCGACCCUGGAACAACAACAGACCCUGCCCCCAGACCAGUUGUACUGCUGUAAUGAUUACAGGGAGUUUGUAGAGUUCACCACAGAACAGGCACAAGCUGUAGAGGCAGAACAUCGCUCACUGACCAAGAAAAUCAGCAUUUCCAGUCACCCUCACUAUGGGAGCUCAAAAGAGGAUAGAAAAGUGGCUAAAGAGAGAGCGUUACAGAGAAUGAGAGAGAAGGAAAUGCAGAGAAAACAACAGGAAGCUUCCGGCUUUCAGCAACAGUCAAAUUUCUAUUCUUACAGCCAAUCACCACCACCAUUACCAAGCAUAGAUGAAACUUUUGAUUUCCCCAGUAAAAGUCCUACCAAAUCAGGGUUAAGUUUCCAUAAAUCUAGGUCCCCUGGGAGUUUUAUUCACUCUGGUGCCAGUAGGCAGCAGGAAAAGUCCGAAAAAAUUCUUACCUACGCAGAACUUCGUAACCCAGAGAGUCGGUCUGGGCUGGCAGUUGCUCAGAAGAUGAAGACAAUAAAUUACCAGCUAUCCUCCCAGAAAUGUCUGGAGGAGGGCUGGACCGUCCGUCCCCCCAGUCCCCUUCAAGGGGAGGAGGAAGAUGACACCUUCAUACCGGAACCCAUCAACAUCGACCUCUUAAAGAGUGGAAAGUUGGGUCUAGUGGAGAAGUAUUACGAAAAUGGACAGAAAUUCCUGACCAUGUUUCCGGAUGGAACAGGGAACAUUUUUUAUCCAUCAGGUAAUCUGGCUAUUGCUAUAACCUCAGUACAGCUGGGACAAUUUAAUUAUGUGGUACAGGCAGAUAUAGAGAAGCCCAGCAUCCUUGCAGUGUUUGAACCCAAUGGGUUUGCCUGUUGUUACCACCCCAAUGGUGUUGUCAGAUUGAAUAUGGAUCAGCUAGGAGGUAUAGAACUGGAUUACACAGGAGCCAAGAAGAGAAAAUGGUUGUGGAAGGAUCAGAACACCCACGUCCACGCUCCGCCAUUCCAACCCAUCCAUUUUCUCCUGAACCAUUACAUCGGGGUCAGGAUUCUCGCCCAGGAGAGGAUGGUUCUAGACUUUAGUGCAGGGGACAGGGGGAAGAGGUUCAAUGUGGGGGCUAGGCUUAAGUUGAAUCAUGCUGAAAAGAUUCCCCCUAAAGAGAUAGAUGAGAAUUACCUGUACUUAGAGGAACAGAAAAUCCGAGUAGAAAAAAUGUUGGAUAAGGUGGCCACAUUGUUAAAAUUCCCCAAAUCUCCCAAAAUAGACAAAAUAUUGCCUCCACUUCAUGUGACGUCAAAGGCUCUGAAAACGGAACGUCUGAGACAGGAACGGGCCAAUCAAAUCGCAACGCAGGAGGCCAAGAAAAACAAACAGGCCCCCAUCCCCGCCAUAAGUUAGAGACUCCAUUCAUCACCCGUUUCCCAUAUCUGUGUUCAGCUGUGUCAGAAAAGGAUUGUAUGCUUUUGUCUAUAUCAAAGAGACUGUGUGUGGUCUGACUUUAUAUUCUGGUAUAAGUGUUUCCUCUUAAAAGAUAUAUUUAUAUUCGUUUGCAGGUUUGAAUGGCAAUAUAUACUAGUAUAGUAAUAUGUAUAAUUAAUUAAGAUAUUUAUACAUUAAAUAAAGCACACACGCUGCCAAAUCUUGCUGCUUUUAUUGUAUUCCGCAGCAAUUAAUUAUGUUUUUACGUUGGUGUAGUUUACUCGGCUUCAUAUAUUCUGUUCACUGUAUUUAGUCUUGCUUGUAGCUCAUCUCUGUACUAGUCACCCCUGCUGUUUUCCCCUGUCUCCGUUACUUGUACAUUAGUUACCCUGAUAUUGUUCACCGUUUUUGUUUACACUUUUGUAUAUCGAUGUAGCUAUUUUUAUCUGUGAUAUUUGCAUUUAUUGAUAUGUUUGUUGUUUGUUACUCUACAGUUGUUGGGAGUAUUUUUAUGAAUGGUUUAAAUGGCCAUCAUUGUUAAGCAUUGUAAGACACACUUAUCACUAUUUUUGCUGAUUUUAAAGAUUAAAUCAGGGGGAUUGGGUAUAUUUCCUCUUUUUGUCUAUAUGUUUUAAUGCAUCAAAUAACAUGGGAGAAAUCUUUGUAUGACAUAGUAUUUGUGGAACAUAUUUUUUUACUGUACUGCUGAUCAUAUUUCAAACCUAGCUGUAAUGGGAGAUACUGCUGAUAAAGGUUUAAACAUUUAGAGUUUAUGAACUAGUUGUAUAUUUUUGGACCAAGUUUAUGACAUAAUCAAAUGUUAUACAGUAUUAUAUAGCAUAGUGUUUAAAAUUGUGGAAUAUGAAAAAUUAUGUAUGUCAUGGAACAUUUUUUAUAAUAGAAAUACUUGGUACAUUGUAAGAGCAGAGCUUUCAUUUUCCCACUCUGCAAGGUUUAUCUUAAAAUUGUGAAUGUUCUCUGCAUAUCAAGCAU
Molecule: messenger RNA, 15759 nt
Organism: Saccostrea echinata
Lineage: Eukaryota; Metazoa; Mollusca; Bivalvia; Ostreida; Ostreidae
Exons: 111
Coding region: 1-14745 (4914 amino acids)
Biological process (GO): heterophilic cell-cell adhesion; establishment or maintenance of epithelial cell apical/basal polarity
Cellular component (GO): plasma membrane; protein-containing complex
Molecular function (GO): calcium ion binding
Source: RefSeq, a predicted model, not a curated record